This is a messenger RNA of Hymenoscyphus albidus, 2145 nucleotides long. Lineage: Eukaryota; Fungi; Ascomycota; Leotiomycetes; Helotiales; Helotiaceae. The record is from the annotation of a GenBank genome assembly.
AUGGCAUCGCAAAAGACCCCUCUGCCUGUCACAACAGCCACAGUCGACAUUGAGAAUGGUGAAAUGAUGCUACGGUCGCGUCAACAACGCAAUCUCGAAGCGCGCGAAACUCAGAAAAAAGCAGAUGAGGCUGUAUUAGCACGAUUCGGGAAGAAACAACAGCUGACUGUGAGCAUGAUAUCGACACUUUGGUAGUUUAGUUGACGCCGUUUGCUUCUUCUAACGUUUCUCCAGCGUCGCUUCAAAUACCUUUCCUCAAUUGCUUUCAACAUGAGUAUUAUGCUCACGUGGGAAGUGGUUCUACUGUAUGUAACCCCUGAAAACAUGUAUGGAACUACUUCUGACUCAAGUCUCACCUGACUCAGCUCGAUCCAAUUUGGUUUAACCAAUGGUGGACCGGGUGGUUUGAUAUAUGGUUUCUUCGCGGCCUGGUUCGGCUCUAUACUUCAAGCGCUGGUCAUGGCUGAACUUUCUUCAAUGAUUCCACUCGCUGGAGGAGCCUUCAACUGGGUUGCUGUCCUUUCUCCCGAGUCGAAUCGCAAAUUCCUCAGCUACCUAACUGGCUGGUUGACUGCGAUAUCUUGGCAAGUUUACAUGGCUGAUGUAGUUUUCGUUUGCUCUUCUGUUCUCCAAGGUCUGAUCAUUCUAACCCAUGCGGAGUAUGUGCCCAAGCUCUGGCAUGCAACAUUAAUGUUUUAUGCCAUUUUAGCGCUGGGGUUGUUUUUCAAUGGGUACUUGGGGCGUUUUCUACCAAGAGUUGAAACAAUAUGUUUGAUAUUUUAUAUUAUUGGGUUUUUUGGUAUUAUUAUACCACUUACAUACUUGGGCAAGCGUCGUACAGCAGCAGAAGUAUUCGGAACAUUUCAAAACCUUGGAGGAUGGAAUAGUAUGGGCCUCUCAUUCUUUGUUGGCUGGAUAACCUCAACGUCAGCUUUUCUAGGUAAGUUGACAUCUGAAACUAAAACUCUAAAAACGCUCCCAGAACUAAUCGUGGGUAGGCGUCGACGGGGCAGACCAUAUCGCUGAGGAAAUUGAUAACGCAGCUUCAGGUGAGUGACGUUCUCGGUAGAAUUGUUCCUUACGCUCGACGCAUGAUAAAAAACUCUCAAACACCUACCAGAUAAGUAGACUGACUGUUGAUAUUCAUGUAGUGAUCCCUUUCAGUAUAUGGUUCUCAACAAUCUUCAACGGUGUAAGUCACCAAUGCAUUCCCAGUAAAUUUCAGCCAAUCAGCGUCCUUGAACUCUCACUCUUGCUCUAUAUACUUAUACUCUAAUAGGCUUUCGGCUUGGGGAUCAUCCUUGCGGUUCUCUUUGCCACUCAGGACUUUGCAGCUGCAUCAACAUCAGUGACUGGAUUUCCGUUUAUGGAUAUAUUCUCGUCAGCGCUUGGUCUUGAUAUCGCAACAGCACUGGUAAGCUCAUAUCAAACCAAAAAAACGGGAAAUCGACAGCUGACCUUACGUAGAUAAUUGUCAUUUCCGUCGUCAAUAUAUUAUCAGUCAACAGUGUUCUUGCAACUGCUUCCCGUACCUUAUGGGCGUUCGCUCGAGAAAAUGGUCUGCCAUUUUCGAGCUUCUUAGUCAAGGUUGGCAAUCAUUGGGCUCGUUGGAGUUUAUUUUAGUAUUUCGACUGACCAUGGCAGGUCCAACCAAAAACACGCCUACCACUUAACGCUAACUAUGCGUCAAUCGGGAUCAAUAUGCUAUUGGCACUCAUUAGCGUUGGAUCUACAGCAGCCUUUCAGGUAAAGAGCCCAUUAAUCCUACUACCGUGUCAUGGCUGAUCAGAUCAGGCUUUCUUCUCUGUUGCUGUAGCGGCCUACUAUUCCUCAUUCUUCAUUGCCGCUUGUGUGAUGCUCCAUAAGCGCUUGACGACUCCAGAAUCCGAGCUUCCAUGGGGCCCCUUCCGCCUCGGUAAAAUGGGUUUUCCCAUCACUAUUGGUGCUCUUAUAUAUACAUUCCUCGCUGUUUUCUUUUCCUUUUGGCCUGCGGUAACACCAGUGAACGCUGUUUCAAUGAAUUAUGCUGCACUUAUAUUUGGUGGAUUCCUCAUCAUUUGCUUGGCGUUUUGGUUUAUUCAUGGUCGCAAGGUGUAUGUUGGUCCGAUUUGGGAGUUGCAGGGAGAGUAUGUAAGAACGAAUUAG